Messenger RNA from Gloeophyllum trabeum ATCC 11539, 986 nucleotides. RefSeq lists its product as uncharacterized. The transcript is spliced from 3 exons. Lineage: Eukaryota; Fungi; Basidiomycota; Agaricomycetes; Gloeophyllales; Gloeophyllaceae. Bases 141 to 986 code for a protein of 281 amino acids. The record is from RefSeq and is a predicted model, not a curated record.
CUGGCAAAAGCUCAUAAAGUCUUGUCCAGCGAUCGGCACCGAAUACCUUCGGGUAAUAGAUUUUUACCCUUGGAUGCCCGGAGAUUACCCUCUCUUUUCCCGGUCUCGGGCCACUGCCCAAGGUGGAGGUUCUGAAAUGGAUGGGCAAUCUAGGUCACCGGAUACGCGUCAAUCAGCAACUCGCACGAUCUUCAUUCUUAACUUCGAUAUUGGAGGUAAAGGACUUGACGCUCACGGCGUGCGUUGCUUCACGGAGGGAACUCACCAAAUUCAUCUCGUUCUUCAAGGGAUUAAAGAGUCUGCGUAUCGAGGAGUGCCAGUAUAGGGACUGGGCCAUCCCUGAUGACCUUACCUACGAUGCCUCGGGACUGGAGACACUGCAUAUCGGAUGGUCGAGGUUUCACGACUACGACGACCUCAUCGAAUGGCUAUUCCCGCGACCUCUGUCCCGCAAUUUACUCGAACUGGACCAGCCAUUCGUUGCGAAACCCUUACCGCAUCUCCGGCACAUUGGCUUCGUAACGAUCAGCGAGACACUUGAUGGAGAUGGGACUUGGCCAUCGCUCGAAUUCGUGCGCAAGUUCGUUGCUCACAUGCCAGUAACCCCUACCGUUGGGGCUUUCAAAGUCGGUUUCUACAUGGGGGGCAACGGUUACUCGGUCGAUGCUCUUUUCGAGGACGUCGAUUGGGAGGAGCUUGUGAAGGGACAUAUAAAUAGGGCGUUCCCGGCUUUGCGAGAGGUAUCCUUCCUUGUCACCAUUGAGAUGGACCUCGGGGACCCGGAGGAUCGCGAGCGGUACGAAGACUCGUUUAAGUCACGGCUAUCAGAGCUAGCGAAGGAGACGAAGGUCAUUUGGGACGACGCUUCCUCCCGACGGCCACCGCCAUCCAACAAGAAACCCGAUCCAGAGAGACUGGCGAAAUUUGUCAGGAUGUGGAACGACGUAAACGGCGACACAUUGCCCUUCACGCCCCCGGAGGACUGA